Molecule: messenger RNA, 1150 nt
Organism: Lycium barbarum (goji berry)
Lineage: Eukaryota; Viridiplantae; Streptophyta; Magnoliopsida; Solanales; Solanaceae
Product: acyl-CoA--sterol O-acyltransferase 1
Exons: 1
Coding region: 80-1138 (352 amino acids)
Biological process (GO): lipid metabolic process
Source: RefSeq, a predicted model, not a curated record
AAUAUAUAUACUCUUCAACAAAAAAUAAUAGGUUUCUAUUAAUUCCAUCAAUCUUUCAAGAAGAAGAUACAGAGAAGAAAUGGAAGGGGAGAUCCACAAUUUCAUUGUUGUAUGGGUUAUUGUCUUAGCAAGUUUAUGUUACUCUCACACCAUAGCCAAAUUCCUUCCAAAAGGCAAAUCAAGAUUUGUGGCUAUAAUUCCAAUAGUUUGUCUAUUUUUCAUUCUACCUCUUUAUCUGACUUCCAUUAAUCUUGGUGGUACUACUUCAUUCUUCAUUGCAUGGUUAGCCAAUUUCAAGCUUCUUCUUUUUGCAUUUGGUAAAGGCCCUUUGUCAUCAACACCACCCCUUUCACUUUCAACAUUCAUUCCCUUGGCUUGUUUGCCUAUAAAGUUUCAACAAUAUUCAACUAGUCAUGUUGAUACCACCAAAAAGACCACAAAUUCAACUUUGAAUAUUGUUACCAAGAUUUCUCUUUUAGCCAUGUUGAUAAGGGUGUAUAGCUAUAAAGACUAUUUGCAUCCAAAAAUCAUUCUCUUCUUCUAUUGCCUACACAUCUACUUCAUGCUAGAGAUCAUAUUGACUAUGGUUAGCGCCACGGUUCGAAGGGUGAGUCGAGUCGAGCUCGAGCCACCCUUCGACGAGCCUUACCUGGCUACCUCGCUCCAGGAUUUCUGGGGCAGGAGGUGGAACCUCAUGGUAACUAAUAUACUUCGUCCGACCGUUUAUGAUCCUGUCCGUUCGAUGGUGGCAGACAGGAUCUCGAGGAAGUGGGCUCCACUUCCUGCCGUGCUCGCCACGUUUUCCGUCUCGGGGCUAAUGCAUGAGCUGAUUUUCUACUACAUUGGAAGAUUGAAACCUAGUGGGGAAGUCAUGAUGUUCUUUCUCAUUCAUGGGGUGGCUUUGAGUCUUGAAAUUGUCAUCAAGAAAGUUUUCAAUGGCAAAUUUUUGGUUCCUAGGAUUAUUUCAGGUCCAUUAGCACUAGCUUUUAUAAUUUUCACAAGCUUUUGGCUGUUUUUUCCUCCAUUUUUGAGGGGUAAUACAGAGCUUAAAGCAUGUACUGAAUCUCUUGCUUUCUUAGAAUUUUUUAGGUAUGGUAAAUUAAUUAGUCCAACCAAUGUCACAUGUCCACUCCUGUAAGAUUUAUUCAUA